AAAGACCCGAUUCACUGCGAAACCGCGGACACGAGAGGAGCUGUGCGCUAUUACGCGUGGUUAACCUCUCCAAAACGGCACCAGAGCGCAUUCGGAUUGUCUACUGCGCAUAAGAAGCACACGAGGCCGUUUAUCGCUUGUACUUAGACAUUUAUGGAGCUAUAAAAAUCCAACGAGGGACGAGCCAUUGAGAAAACUGCAGGAUCCCAUGAAUGAGCGGCUCGGAUCUCCUUUCGCAGCUCAAAUCACUUCUAGCGCGGACUAUUUUUGCUCAACACAACGAAUAACAUUGACUCUUCAGUUUUACGCAUUGUAUUUUUAAUAUUUUGCGUCGGGCCCUUGUCUCGUUGCAUUGCUUCAGUGUCUGACGCGAUCGCAGCGCAGACGCCGAUCUUCUAUGAAUCAUUUUUAACCCAAAACGUCCCGGAUUCAAGACGCAUUUACGCAGAAUCCAACAGUGGCUCGCGAUUUCUUUCUCAGCUGGAUUUUUGUAACGUAUUUUUGGACAUUUGUACCAGAUUACGUUUGUUGCUGGACUUCAGUGUUUUGUUUAUGAAUCAGUUUCCAGUCGUAUAAUAUUGCAGUCGCUGUUUCUUUUCGUUCUUGAGAAGACCCACUCGCUCGCGCGUUCUUCACCAUGUUGGACAAGCUGCGGCCCGCGGGUCAGAUCGAGUCCUCGGUCGCACACGGGCGGACGGUCGCGUGGCUCCGGGAGCAGAUGGACUCCCGUCGCGAGGGCCUGCUGCUCAUGGACUGCAGGGCGCAAGAACUGUACGAGUCCUCUCACGUCCAGAGCGCGAUCAACGUGGCCAUUCCCAGUCUCAUGCUCAGGCGGCUGAAGAAGGGAAACCUGCCCGUGCGCGCGCUGCUCUCCAACGGGGAGGACCGGGAGAAGUUCGUGCGCCGGUGCAAAACGGACACGAUCGUUCUGUAUGACGAGUACAGCCGCGAGUUUAACGAGAACACGGACGGUGGCUCGGUACUCGGGCUGCUGCUGAAGAGAAUGAAAGAUGAAGGAUAUAAGGCGUUUUAUCUCGAAGGAGGCUUCAGUAAGUUCCACGCAGAGUACCCCUCCCUGUGCGAGACGAACUUGGAAGGCUGCCCUCCCUGUGGCUCUCCCCCGGCUCCCGUCCUGGGGCUCUGUGGGCUCCGGAUCAGCUCGGACUCUUCGGACAUCGAGUCUGACAUAGACCCCAGCAGCGCCACAGACAGAGAAUCCACAGACUGCAGUCCCUUAUCCAACCCUCCCUCGUCAUUCCCGGUGGAGAUCCUGCCUCACCUCUACCUGGGCUGUGCCAAAGACGCCACAAACCUGGACGUUCUCGAGGAGCACGGCAUCAAAUACAUCUUGAACGUGACGCCCAACUUGCCCAACCUGUUUGAGAACGCCGGCCAGUUCAAGUACAAGCAGAUCCCCAUCUCCGACCACUGGAGCCAAAACCUGUCCCAGUUCUUCCCCGAGGCCAUCAGCUUCAUCGACGAAGCUCGUGGUCAGAAGUGCGGCGUCCUCGUUCACUGUUUGGCCGGGAUCAGCCGCUCGGUCACCGUCACUGUGGCGUACCUGAUGCAGAAGCUCCACCUCUCCAUGAACGACGCCUACGACAUCGUCAAAACCAAAAAGUCCAACAUUUCGCCCAAUUUUAACUUCAUGGGACAGCUCCUGGACUUUGAACGCACGCUCGGAGUAAACAGCCCGUGCGACAACCGGAUAGCGACGGCCAAUCAGCAGCUGUAUUUCACCACGCCGACCAAUCACAACGUCUUCCAGCUCGACCCCAUCCAGUCCACGUGAAACCCGAACCGGAAAUUUUGAAAUUCGCUGAAAAUCUGCAGAAAUGUUCACUUUUUGAGUCGUCUGUUGUAACGGCAAAUUUGUCGGCAAUUUGGGGCGGAGUUUAGUUUGAAAGCCACCACUCGGUUUUCACGAAACUAAACGUAAGAAUUUGGAGAAGUUGCUACACGGACAUUUUGAGACAUUGUUGGGGCGUGCCAAAGACAUGCGGACGUUAAAUCUCAAAAAUCUAUUUCUGGACUUUGAAAUUUUGGGGUGAAAUUCCUCCAAAAUCAGACUCAUGUCUUCCGUGAAGACUUGCCUCAGCUUUACUUUAGCACCAAUGAACUUUUUACCUUAAGUGGAGUGUUUUAAUCAUUUAUACAUUGUCUAUAAAUCAUAUUAUUAGACAUUUACGCCUUUGGGGACUUUAUAUUAUUAUCUGUGACGAUCAGUAUGUUCAGAUUAUUAUGCCAAAAAUCAAAUAGGCUUUCCAUAAUGCGGUGCAAUGCGGAACUUUUCUGAUGGACGGUGCGCUUCCCUGAUACUUAACACGAAAUAUUGCUUUGCCUGGAAUGUUCCACAGUAUGGCAUUAAACGUCUGUAACUACAUGGACCUCGCUCAAAGCAAGGAUUUUUCACGCUUUUUUUCUAGCAAUAAAAGCAAGAUAGACUGGUUUUAUGUCAUACUGCGGAACAUUCCAGACAAAACAAUAACCGUGCAUACCCCUUACCGGAAAAGUUACACAGUGCACCUUUAUAAUUGUGUAUUCUGUACUAUUAUGUAAUAUAUUUGCUUUAUAUGGACCUUGGUCUAUUUGGCAUUGGUUCUUUCUUCUUUCACAAAUCAUGUCAGAAAAGCCUUAAUUGUAAACUCAGAAAUUUCACACCAAAUAUUCAGAGAUUAUUUGAACUUUUGAAAACCUAAUUUGAGGUCUUUGGUGCGGAUUUCUGGGUUUGAAGUUUUGGAUGCGUGGAUGACAAAAGCCUUUCAGGGAUUAUGUCUGAUUUUUUGGGAGAUUUUGAAAAAGAAAGAUUUUGGAUGGGUUUUAUACGGGCGUCCCCUCACUCUCCUGAAUGUAAAAAGAUGAUAACUUAUUAAUAAAUUGCUAUUUUGACUACAUA
Boleophthalmus pectinirostris (great blue-spotted mudskipper) is the source of this 2896-nucleotide messenger RNA. RefSeq names its product dual specificity phosphatase 6 (gene dusp6). The record is from RefSeq and is a predicted model, not a curated record. Gene Ontology annotation, cellular component: cytosol; cytoplasm. Bases 638 to 1792 code for a protein of 384 amino acids. Gene Ontology annotation, biological process: positive regulation of apoptotic process; protein dephosphorylation; regulation of heart growth. Gene Ontology annotation, molecular function: protein tyrosine/threonine phosphatase activity; MAP kinase tyrosine/serine/threonine phosphatase activity. The transcript is spliced from 4 exons. Lineage: Eukaryota; Metazoa; Chordata; Actinopteri; Gobiiformes; Gobiidae.